Molecule: messenger RNA, 763 nt
Organism: Anastrepha obliqua
Lineage: Eukaryota; Metazoa; Arthropoda; Insecta; Diptera; Tephritidae
Product: keratin-associated protein 19-2
Exons: 2
Coding region: 330-665 (111 amino acids)
Source: RefSeq, a predicted model, not a curated record
AAGCAUUCCACGCAGCCGUUAGCGCAGGCGUUUCAGUUAUUGUUCAGCGUCUUCUAAGGGCUCCAAGCUACCAAACGCCGAACGCCAUUUCUGCUUUGUUUCAUUUUCUUCAAUGCACAAAUAUGAAAUUACUGAUGUGACUAUUGUUGCUGCUGCUUGAAUGCUGUGCCACCGAGUUACGCAAAACCGCGUUGCAAGCAAGCCGCCAAUUCAAAUUUUUCUGUAUAAAUAACGGCAACGUCUAACGACAAAGCAUCAAACCUUCAGCAGCAACAGUUAGUACAGCAUCAGCUACAACGGAGCUAAAAAACUAAGAAACAAUCAUCAAAAUGAAAUAUCUGCAAGUUUUCUUCAUUGUCAUCAUCUGUAUAGCCGCAUGCCUGGCGGCUAUUUCAGAACCGGAGGAUGUGACUGCCUUGGAAGAGAAGAAGACUGAAAAACGUGGCGCUUUCGGCUUCGGCUACGGGCACGGCUAUGGCCAUGGCUAUUAUGGAGGUUAUGGUUAUGGCGGCGGCUAUGGUGGUGGUUAUGGUGGCGGCUAUGGUGGUUAUGGCGGCGGAUAUGGUCAAUUUGGCGGAGGCUACCCACACUAUGGCGGUCCAUCAUUCUACGGCGGACACGGUUACUACCCUCAUGGCGGUUACUACGGCGGCGGCUAUCACUGAGUGGUAUUAAGGGAACUAAGCACCUAACCAAGCACAUAAUUAAACAUAAUAAGGCCGCAAAGUGUUCGAAUAGAACUGCUUUUUUUGUCAAAUGUGAC